UCAAGGGAAAUAUGUGAGGAGAAAAAUGUGGAGAGCGACAUAAUGUUUGUAUUUUCACUGCUAUUAAAUGUUGAGUUUCUGCAACCACAGAGCGGCUUUCUUGAUUCCUCUCCAGUCUUCGGGGUAUUGCUAUCCAACAAGUGUUUUCUUAACCUUCAACAGUUACUGUGUUUCCCUGCACAAGAGAGGAAGGUUGAUCCUCUGCAUUUCCUGGUCACACAGCUGCAAUCUCAGAUCCCCCAGGAGGUUUUGGGCCCCGGUCCAGCAGUAAGCAGAGACACUGAGCUUUUUCACACGUGAAUGGUCUCAUGCCAUGUGUGGUUCUCUGCUCAUUUACCAGCAGUCAGUGUGUGUGUGGGUGUAUUUUAUAAUCCUGUGUCUCCUGUUUGAAUUGCACUGAUUUGAUUUGUGUCCUUUAUCAUUCAUGUUUUCAUUUUUCCUCCCACUGACCUGCUAUGUGAGAAGCCAUUUGUUAUGUCUGAUCCCAACACGUAACCUAAAGGCCAUGUUAGUCAAUGAUGAUUAUGCUGAAAAGAAACUCACAUGUCAGCACCAUCAGAACAAUUACCAUUCCGUGUGAUAACUGUGCAAUAUUUUCCAGAAAUAACUGUUUUCAAAAUGCAGCAUCAUGACAAGACAAGACAGAAAAGUAAUUGCAUUUUCUUCUUCACCCUCGGCCUGGCACGGAUCAUGCUUUUUCUGUCAGUAUAUCUCAGCUGGUGCUUGGCAGAGCUUUGUUUCUGUGAGAGAGUAAAAUAAAUCAGUUGCUAGUUAUUGUUUUUUUCUCUUUAUAACACCUCAGGGUGUUUUUGAAGGGUAAUAGCAGGCAUCAUAAAAUCAUGUGGUGUUGAACUGAACCAUUUCUAGUGCAGCACUGAUAGAAAAAUCAUGUUUUACUGUUCCAUCUGGAAAUCUGUACCAACCACGGGGCAUUUAUAGUUUCCUUCACUUUACUUCUUACACCAAAUAUUGCUCUUACAACAACAAAAUAAACCUUUAUCAUUCUAAUCCCCAGUAAUGAAUUUUGAACUGUUUGAACCAAUGUGGACAUGGUACAAUUCCUUCUUUUGAGAACCACAAUGACUGCAGAUAGCGAUCUCACAUGCUCCGCAAACUAUACAUCAACAAUCUGGACGCUAUUAAACCCAAGUGAAAAGGAUGGGAUGGUGUUUAUUGUUAUCUGUUUUCAAAAGCCCUUAUAAGAGGAGCUUAAGACAGAUUGUGGAAAUCCAUUAAUUCGUGUAUUGCCUUGUAUGAAAUCACAGGAUUUGUUGGAGGUGAUGGUGGGGGUGAAUUUAACCUGUAAUAGCUUUACCUCAGCUGUGCACAUUGUCAGAGGAGUCAGGCUGAAAAGACUGCACCGCACAGAUAAUACACACGAUGCAUGAUUGUGAAUACAAACCACACAGAGGAGCCCCUUUUCUGAAUUUACCCUUUGCCAUUCAUGCUUAUCUGUACUGAGUAAUGCAUACAAAUCUAUUAGUGUCACCACACACGUCACUAGCACUGGCAAAAUGAGUCAUUCAUUUAUCUGCAACUCCCUGAUUACUGGGUGUAAUUAGCAUGCCUUGUUGUUGUCAGUGCAGCCUCGACUCGUGUCAUUUACCGAACAUAUCUGCUAAUUUGCACAAGAUCAUGUGUUGAUAAAGCCAAAUAGGAAAGUGACAUUAUGAAAUAAAUUUAGGGAGCUAAUCCUCAAGUUCAGCAUACACAAGUCUCCGGCCACACCAAAAAACGUUCAUCUUUAAAUCCAGGUUUCUAAUACCGAGCAAUCCCCUUUUCUCUAAAACCUCAACAAUAAGGAUCUUAGGAGCUCUCCACUUCUCAUUUUAUGCAGUGAAAUCUGAUUUCUUUUGGAGAAAGGAAUGAGGCAAGAUUAACUGAAUCUGCCGUCCUCCCUAACCUCUUCACAAAACUGCCCAGAUUAGCUAGGAAUUAAGUUUCAACCGUUUUAUGUGUCUGGUCCAUAGGGGGGAUUAUAGUUUUACUUUCUUUCUUUUUUCUUUUUUUUUGCCUCCCAAUUUCACUAUAAGGGCCUGACACACUGUUGUAGAGAGAGGAGAAGGAGAAGAGCAGCUGAGCCUGAACAGUCAAAAAGUGCUAUGUGUAAAUAUCCUGUGAUUAUCACUGCUUGAGUAAUAUCGGAAUUUCAUUAGUGAUGGAUGGACUGAUCAGGAUGGAGAGACAAAAGUUUCCUUUCACUAUUGAAAACAUAUUGAGCAAAUAUCCAAACAGUAAUGGAGACAGGCGGACAUGUGGGACGAGUGGUGCUGGACUAAAAGAGAAGGCAGUGAGUCCCGUUGGAGACCAGACUGAGACCGUUCAUCAUGCCUGCCUGUGCUGCUGCUACUGCUCCCACUGUGGAGACAUAUUCAGGUCUGAUUACAUUCCUGAAGCCUGUCAAUACGGAUGGACCCCGGUGGUGCUCUCAAACCCAUGCAGGCUAGGAGAAGCUCGCAGAGAUGAGCAGUCACCCGGUCAGGUGCAGAGGCGGACCAGACGUCACCGCACUAUUUUCACAGAGGAGCAGCUGGACGCACUGGAGGAGCUGUUCCUGCAGAACCAGUACCCAGAUGUGAACACGAGAGAGAAAUUAGCACAGCGCACUCACUUGAGAGAAGAAAGGGUAGAGGUCUGGUUUAAAAACCGAAGAGCAAAGUGGAGGCGUCAAAAAAGACUAUCAUUUGGUGUGGGAAAUACAGAAAACUAAAUUUUGUACUGUAUAUGUAUAUGGGUGACAGCACUGAAAAAGAAGAGAACUGUGUGUGUGUGUGUGUGUGUGUGUGUGUGUGUGUGUGUGUGUGAUAGAGAGAGAGAGACAGAGAGGGUGAGUUACAUAAAUACGAAGAAUUUUACUUGCUAUCGUUAGAGAACAUAAUUGCCAGACAAAAUCCUUUUUUAACUAACACUGAAUUUUUGUGUCAGUCAAAUCAUAUGACUGUAGACAGUUCUGUAGCCUUUUUGUGAAGCUGGUUGGUGUGAGUGCAUGAUAGAAGUGCUGGCAGCAGAUGGUAAUACUAACCCUGAAAGGUGAAUCUUGAGUCUGUAAAUGGAGUGUUGUAGUUUGCACCAGUUGUGUAAAAAGUGUCCUUGAUAACAAAUAAAGUUCUUCUGCAAGAGAUGGAUGAACUUUUUCAUUGUCCAGCAACGUUUGACUUUCAUCAAACA
Molecule: messenger RNA, 3168 nt
Organism: Lates calcarifer (barramundi perch)
Lineage: Eukaryota; Metazoa; Chordata; Actinopteri; Centropomidae
Product: homeobox protein goosecoid-2
Exons: 3
Coding region: 2159-2710 (183 amino acids)
Biological process (GO): regulation of transcription by RNA polymerase II
Cellular component (GO): nucleus
Molecular function (GO): DNA-binding transcription factor activity, RNA polymerase II-specific; RNA polymerase II cis-regulatory region sequence-specific DNA binding
Source: RefSeq, a predicted model, not a curated record